AUGGAGAAGAUGAAGAGGAUUAAGAAGCGUCUGUCGCUAACGCUGCGCUCCAGUCAGACUAUCGACGAGUCUCUCUCGGAGCUGGCAGAGCAGAUGACGAUUGAGGACGGUGGCACCAAAGAUAAUGAGCCCUUCAUGAGGAACGGCCGCCCACCCACCUCCCACAGCAUGCACUCCUUCUUGCACCAGUACACCGGCUCCUUCAAGAAGCCGCCGCUGCGCCGGCCGCACAGCGUCAUCGGCGGGACCCUGGGCUCCUUCAUGUCCAUACCGCGCAAUGGCAGUCGCUUGGACAUUGUGCACGAGAACCUGAAGAUGGGCUCAGAUGGAGAGAGCGACCAAGCGUCGGGAACGUCGUCGGAUGAGGUUCAAUCCCCGACUGGUGUUUGUCUUCGGAACCGGGUCCACAGAAGAAUCUCCAUGGAGGACCUGAACAAACGUUUGUCGCUGCCCGCCGACAUCCGUAUUCCCGACGGUUACUUGGAGAAGCUGCAGCUGACCAGCCCGUCCUUCGACCAGCCGCUCAGCCGCCGCUCGCGCCGAGCGUCGCUGUCAGAGAUUGGAUUCGGGAAGUUGGAGACGUACAUAAAAUUGGACAAACUGGGAGAGGGAACAUACGCCACCGUUUUCAAAGGACGCAGCAAGCUGACGGAUAACCUCGUAGCUCUGAAGGAAAUCCGAUUGGAGCAUGAGGAGGGAGCGCCGUGCACAGCCAUUAGAGAAGUUUCGUUACUGAAGGACCUGAAACACGCUAACAUUGUGACGCUACAUGACAUCGUCCAUACUGACAAAAGCCUCACGCUUGUGUUUGAGUAUCUGGAUAAAGAUCUGAAGCAGUACAUGGAUGAUUGUGGAAACAUCAUGAGCAUGCACAACGUCAAGGUCUUCUUGUUCCAGAUUUUGCGUGGACUGUCAUAUUGUCACAAGAGGAAAGUUCUCCACAGGGACCUAAAGCCCCAGAACCUCCUUAUUAACGAGAAAGGGGAGCUGAAGCUUGCUGAUUUUGGUCUGGCCAGAGCCAAAUCGGUCCCGACUAAAACGUACUCCAACGAAGUGGUGACUCUUUGGUACCGACCUCCUGACGUUCUGCUGGGGUCCUCCGAGUAUUCGACGCAGAUCGACAUGUGGGGCGUCGGUUGUAUAUUUUACGAGAUGGCCGCGGGUCGGCCGCUCUUCCCCGGCUCCACAGUGGAGGACGAGCUCCAUCUCAUCUUCAGGUUACUUGGAACGCCGACGGAGGACAACUGGCCGGGAAUAUCUUCCAUUGACGAGUUCAAGUCGUACAACUUCCCUAAGUACAAACCUCAGCCGUUCAUCAACCACGCUCCCAGGCUUGAUGGUGAAGGCAUUGAGCUCUUGCUGGCUUUCCUCAGAUACGAAUCCAAGAAGAGGAUCUCGGCCGAAGACGCCAUGAAACAUUCCUACUUCAGGCAUCUCGGCAUGAGAGUUCACACUUUGCACGAGAGUGUUUCCAUAUUCACUUUGAAGGAGGUCCAACUGCAGAGAGACCCGGGCUACAGAAACUCCUCAUACCCAGAAUCAGGCAACGGCAAGAUCAACCGAAGGCAGAGCAUGCUCUUCUAG
This is a messenger RNA of Nerophis lumbriciformis (worm pipefish), 1584 nucleotides long. The record is from RefSeq and is a predicted model, not a curated record. NCBI's taxonomy places the organism in Eukaryota, Metazoa, Chordata, Actinopteri, Syngnathiformes, Syngnathidae.